This is a messenger RNA of Mytilus californianus (California mussel), 2795 nucleotides long. Its product is annotated as hemocyte protein-glutamine gamma-glutamyltransferase-like. The record is from RefSeq and is a predicted model, not a curated record. Gene Ontology annotation, biological process: peptide cross-linking. Lineage: Eukaryota; Metazoa; Mollusca; Bivalvia; Mytilida; Mytilidae. The transcript is spliced from 16 exons. Bases 164 to 2470 code for a protein of 768 amino acids. Gene Ontology annotation, molecular function: protein-glutamine gamma-glutamyltransferase activity.
UUUAUGUUUGUAUGCAACCUCGACAUUGUGUAUUUAAAUUCUUUAUAACUUAAUAAGUUUGUAAUAUUUUAAAUAGCAACACCGUACCACUGUACUAUAUAUUGUCGGCGAAUUUUAAUCUUCUUUUGGUGAAACUACUGGUCAAAGUUCUACAUAUUUCAAAAUGAGAACAAGGAGAAGUCGCUCAUUGCCGCGUAGCAGACGUACAGGAAGUAGUUCUACUAUCCGCACGAGACUUUUUAGCGAUGUCCUUAGAAAUGGUGGUAACAGAUUCACACUCUCAAAUUUUCCUAGACGUUCAGUUAGCACUCCAACAUCAGAAGGCCGAAAACCAAUUAUAGAAAGAGAAGAACCUAUACCACCAGUUAAACCAGAUUUGACUAUAGAAAAUGUGGAUUUGAAUAUAUCUAUUAACUCGAAGGAACAUCACACUAAUGAAUACAGCAUCAGCGAGGAAGGCAGAGGUCUGAUAGUGAGACGAGGGCAAACAUUCGAUAUUACUGUUGAAGUGAACAGGAAUUAUGAUAUAAAGAAAGAUGAUCUAAAGUUUGUUUUCCUUGCAGGGUAUAAUCCGUCACCAACAAAAGGGACACGUGUUAGUCUCAUUCUCUCAGAUAAGGAUGUAAAGAAAGAAUGGGGAGCAUGGAUCUUAAAGAACGAGAAGAAAAGGUUGUCAAUCAGGAUAAAUACCCCGCCUUCUUGUUAUGUUGGGAUAUGGAAGAUACAGAUUGAAACUGUAGUGAAAUCCGAUAACAAGACAAUAAUAUUUGACAUGUGUCACGAUCAAAAUAUCUACAUGCUAUUCAAUCCUUGGUGUAAAGACGACCAAGUUUACCUUCAUGAACAAGAUUUAUUAAACGAGUACAUCUUAAACGACAAGGGGAGAAUCUAUGUUGGAAACAUGAAGUCAAUGAAUGGAAGAAAGUGGAACUUUGGACAGUUUGAAAAAGAUAUUCUUGAUUGUGCCAUGUAUCUGCUAGACAGUAAUGUAGAACUCUGGUCUACUAGAGGAGAUCCAGUCAAAAUGGCAAGAAAAAUAUCAGCACUGGCAAACGGUUCAGACGAAUAUGGUGUUUUAGAGGGAAACUGGUCAGGUGACUACGAAGGUGGGAAGUCGCCAUUGCAUUGGGUUGGGAGUAUUGCAAUUUUACAAGAAUAUUAUAAAACUAAAAGGAGUGUAUAUUACGGACAAUGCUGGGUUUUCUCUGGAAUUACUACAACUCUUUGUAGAACUCUUGGUAUACCGGCAAGAAGUGUGACAAAUUUUGCAUCUGCACAUGAUUGUGAUGGUUCUAUUUCUAUUGACAAUCACUUUGAUUCGACAGGAGACUCAUUAGAAGAACUUAAUGAUGAUAGCGUUUGGAAUUUUCAUGUAUGGAACGAUGUAUGGAUGGCAAGGCCAGAUCUGCCAAAAGGCUAUGGCGGGUGGCAAGCUAUAGAUGCUACACCCCAAGAAGCCAGUGAUGGUAUAUAUCAAUGUGGACCUGCUCCAUUAGCAGCCAUUAAAACCGGAGAGGUCUACCUUCCUUUUGAUACACCAUUUGUCUUCGCGGAGGUGAAUGCAGACAAAGUCUUCUGGCAAAUGACUGAAACUGGUGAUCUAAAAAAUAUUGGACUCCAAAAACACAGCAUAGGAAAACAUAUAAGUACACAUUUACCAACCGGGAAACCAAUGGGAAAUUGGGAAAAUUUCUGUUAUGAUAGAUAUCGCGAGGAUGUGACUAAUCAGUACAAACACCCAGAAGGUUCGAAUGAAGAAAGAACAGCAGUCAUGAGAGCCAAUCAAGAGUCUAGUAGAAAAGGUAUCUACCAUGAAGGCAAACCUAUGGAUGUACAGUUUGAAUUGCUGGAGAAAGAAACAGCUCCAUACGGAAAAGAUUUUGAAAUUAUUCUAAAGAUAAGCAAUAACAGCAGUGAGAUCCGGACACUGUCUGGUUCAAUAUGUACAAGUAGUAUGUACUAUACUGGAGUUCCAGCCAAAAGAGUGAAGAAUUUAGCUAUUGGCAAUGAGAAAAUAGCAGCAAAUAAAAGUAAGGAAUUGAGCCUCAAGGUGACAUUUGAUGAAUACUAUAGCAAGCUGGUUGACCAGUGCCAUAUGAAGAUGUCAUGUAUGUGUACAAUCCUCGAAACUGAACACUCAUACGUCGAUCAAGAUACCUUUCGCCUGAUUAAACCAGAACUUAAGAUCAAGGCACCAGCUACUGGAAAGGUUGGCGAGAAGAUAAAAGCAGAAGUCUCGUUCACAAAUCCACUUCCAUGUGCAUUGACUAGUUGCGAAUUAACAGUUGAGGGUACUGGCUUAACGGAAAACCAAGUUAUACCUCAAAGCAUUGUACCAAGCGAUCAAACAUUUAUGACAACAGUCGAAAUUUUACCCACAAAAGCUGGAAUAAGAGAGUUGAUCGUCUCCUUCAACUCGAAAGAGUUGGAAAUGGUUGAUGGAUCCUGUGAAAUAAAGAUAAGCGAAUAAAUCCCACAUUAAAUUAUCUGACAUUAGUGCAAACUGAUAUGUUCCUUCUGUAAUAGAUUUUAUAAUACUAUAAAUUACGUUUUGUUUUAUACAACUUGUUUUGAGAUUUUAUCCUUACAUAUAAAGGGUAAAACCGACUAAGAGCUACAGAUAUUUUAGUUGCAUGUAUGUCCAACUAUAUAUAAUUUUGCUUUGAGAAUCACAUCUUGAUAAAUGUUAACAUUGCUUUAUGGGCAGCAAAUAAAAACAGUUAUUAUAGACAUAACCAUUACAUUGUCUCUAUAAUAUAUUUAAUUUUUUUAAAUACAUAAAUAUAUAUUAUCUA